GCACCUGAGCUGAGCUUAGCUCGCCUAUACCUAGGUACAGAUACCUUUGCAGACGAAACGCGACGUCCAACAUUCGUCUGCCCUCUCUUCUUCUACAUCCCACAACAAUCUUUUGUCGCGUUUUCAACUACAACAAUCCGACCGAAUAAAUUAGCAUCGUGCUUUACUGUGCGAUUUUCCGGGAAAUUUUAUCACGUUCUUGCCCACCUCAAUUUUUCGCCAUUUUCUCUCUGUCGCACCAUGGCGCGUACCAAGGAAGAUGUCGCAUCCAAGGGCGAUGCCUCGCCUCGCAUCCCCAAAUCCUCCGCCGGAGUGACCAAGAAUACCGCUGAAGCUCCCGUCAAGCGCGGUCGUGGACGACCUCCCAAGGGUGCUGCGCCCAUGCCCAAGAAGGUCUAUGUUCCAACAGGACGCCCCCGCGGCCGACCCCCAGGUUCUGGCAAGAAGACCACCGCUGGACCCAAGAAGGUCGCUGCAGUAAAUGACGAUGGUACGCCAAAGCAGGGACGUGGUCGACCUCGUCGAGCUGCAAGCGGAACAGAGUCUGCUGCUACAACACCCAAGGAUGGCAAGAAGCGUGGCAGAAAGCCAAAGGCCGCCGAUGUAUCAGAGGAUGAAGAGACCAAGCACGAUGAGCCUGCCGACGAGGAUGAUGCCGGCAAUGAGUCGCCCGCUAAGGACGAGGCACAUGACGAGGAUGGCGAAGCUUCCGAGUAGGAUUUCAAUUAUGGCCAAUAUAGAAAUCCUAACAUGAAUAAUCAGCGUCGGCGGAAUUUUCCUAGUUUCACAAUAGGGUCUGAGUUUGGUUCAAUUGCUUUCAGGUGCUUGGGAACACGAGGGGUGAGGGUCAGGAAGAAUUCAUGGAACGGUUAUACUGGGAUUGUGCUCUUCAGGAGUUGUACAAAUAUCAUGCUAAUUUACAGACGGGUAAAGCAGGCCCUUUUAUCCCACCCAUCCCACCCCACUUCUCCUAUCUAAAGUUUCUUCCAUGUCUCAUACUCCUCUUCAAGAUGUCGUUUUAGCUUUUGGAACUGGUUCCCAAAGUUGAGCCCACAUCUCCAGCACUUCAUGUCCCAGCGCAAAUACGCCUCCUCCUUCGUAUUCCUGCGCGGAUCAUCAGCUGCAAGCGGAAAGUCGUCCAGAUCAACCAGAAACGGCGUAUUGAACGAAUUGUAGUGCUUGCGAUGUCUCAAUGCUUCAGAGAACAUAUCUCUCGAGAAAACGUGCACGUGAAGGUGUCUCAUGCUUGGUACCGCAUGCACGCCGGCCUUGACUUCUGCGGCCCAGUCCCGACCCUCCGGGAGUUCCCCACUCUGGUCCGGCUCGGCAUCUCCAUCGAGCACGGCUUGUCGAUGAGCAUCACUCUGGCUGUGCGCGCCAAGACGACGCUGGAGUUCCUUUGCGACCAGAGCCUUGAGGCGCUGAGUCUCCGUCUUCACUUUGGCAAGGACCUCUGGGUCAUCUAGGGCAUCAAAUGGAUGGAGAAGAUUAUACUUUGGCGAGCGAGGGAGGAGUAGAGUGUGAAUUGUGGCCUUUGGAUAACGGUCGUUUAUAGCGACAAAGUCCUCGUUGUGAUAGAUGACGCGUGAGGAUGGGUAUGAGGCUGGAUCUUCAAGAUAUGCGCCCAAGCCCAUGCGGUCUUUGAACGGGUUUCCGCUACGUGAUGGCCGAGCUGUAUUUGUCUCGGGCGGUGUUUUCCUCUUUGGGGCCAUGAGUUCUGCGACUGUCAUUUGUAAGAAUGUUUCGAGCGAGUUGAGUGUGUGACUUGCAUGCAUUGCGGGUCGACUUCUUUGUAGGCUCUUCACCACGGAUCUCUUCCCUGGUAAUGGCCUCCUCCGGCUCUGAAUCUUGAUGAGACAUGUUUUUAGGUGAGAAUAUUGGAAACGUUUGUAGGAUGCCAGUUGUUGGCGUUGGCGUUAAUGUUGGUGUUUUAUACUGUGG
This is a messenger RNA of Fusarium odoratissimum NRRL 54006, 1941 nucleotides long. RefSeq lists its product as uncharacterized. Gene Ontology annotation, molecular function: DNA binding. Gene Ontology annotation, biological process: regulation of DNA-templated transcription. NCBI's taxonomy places the organism in Eukaryota, Fungi, Ascomycota, Sordariomycetes, Hypocreales, Nectriaceae. The coding region runs from base 241 to 717 and encodes 158 amino acids. The transcript has 3 exons. The record is from RefSeq and is a predicted model, not a curated record. Gene Ontology annotation, cellular component: nucleus; chromatin.